Orycteropus afer afer is the source of this 1695-nucleotide messenger RNA. Its product is annotated as ATP-dependent RNA helicase DDX3X. NCBI's taxonomy places the organism in Eukaryota, Metazoa, Chordata, Mammalia, Tubulidentata, Orycteropodidae. The record is from RefSeq and is a predicted model, not a curated record. Gene Ontology annotation, cellular component: nucleus; P granule. Gene Ontology annotation, molecular function: RNA helicase activity; ATP binding; RNA binding. Gene Ontology annotation, biological process: cell differentiation; gamete generation.
UAUCGGUACGCUUCAAGAAUGAGUUAUAUGACACCGGAAAAUUCUCUCGAGCUGGACCAGCAGUUUGCUGGUCUAGGCCUGAGCUCCUCAGAUAAUCCAAGUGGAGGAGGAAAUACAGCAAGCAAAGGGCGCUAUAUACCUCCUCACUUAAGAAACAGAGAAACUUAUAAAGGAGUCUAUGAUAAAGACAAUUCAGGAUGGAGCUGUAAAGAAAAAGAUGCAUAUAGCAGUUUCGGAUCUCGUGACUCAAGAGGAAAACCCGGUUACUUUAGUGAUCGUGCAAGUGGAUCAAGAGGAAGGUUUGAGGAUCGUGGACGUAGUGGCUAUGAUGGCAUUGGCAGUCGUCGUGACAGGACUAGCUUUGGCAAAUUUGAACGUAGUGGAUAUGGUCGCUGGUAUGACAGAACAGAUGAAGAUGAUUGGUCAAAACCUCUUCCUCCAAGUGAACGCUUAGAACAGGAACUCUUUUCUGGAGGAAAUACUGGGAUUAACUUUGAGAAAUACGAUGACAUACCAGUAGAGGCGACUGGCAAUAAUUGUCCUCCGCAUAUUGAAAGUUUCAGUGAUAUUGAAAUGGGAGAAAUUAUCAUGGGGAACAUUGAGCUUACUCGUUACACUCGUCCUACUCCAGUGCAAAAAUAUGCAAUUCCUAUUAUCAAAGAAAAAAGAGACUUGAUGGCUUGUGCCCAAACAGUGGAUAUGAUGGAAAGAGGGAAGAUUGGAUUAGACUUUUGCAAAUACUUAGUUUUGGAUGAAGCAGACCGGAUGCUGGAUAUGGGAUUUGAACCUCAAAUACGUCGCAUAGUUGAACAAGAUACUAUGCCACCAAAGGGUGUUCGCCAUACUAUGAUGUUUAGUGCUACUUUUCCUAAGGAAAUACAGAUGCUUGCUCGUGAUUUCUUGGAUGAGUAUAUCUUCUUGGCUGUAGGCAGAGUUGGCUCUACCUCUGAAAAUAUCACGCAGAAAGUAGUUUGGGUGGAAGAGUCAGACAAACGGUCAUUUCUGCUUGACCUUCUCAAUGCAACAGGGAAAGAUUCACUGAUCUUAGUAUUUGUGGAAACCAAAAAAGGUGCAGAUUCUCUGGAAGAUUUCUUGUACCACGAAGGAUAUGCUUGUACCAGCAUCCAUGGAGACCGAUCACAGAGAGAUAGAGAGGAGGCCCUUCACCAGUUCCGCUCAGGAAGAAGUCCAAUUCUAGUGGCUACAGCUGUAGCAGCAAGAGGACUAGACAUUUCAAACGUGAAACAUGUUAUCAAUUUCGACUUGCCAAGUGAUAUUGAAGAAUAUGUACAUCGCAUAGGUCGUACAGGACGAGCAGGAAACCUUGGCCUUGCCACCUCAUUCUUUAAUGAAAGAAAUAUAAAUAUCGCCAAAGAUUUGUUGGAUCUUCUUAUUGAAGCAAAACAAGAAGUGCCAUCUUGGUUAGAAAGUAUGGCUUAUGAGUACCAGUACAAGGGUGGUAGCCGUGGCCGUUCCAAGAGAUUCAGUGGAGGAUUUGGUGCCAGAGACUAUCGACAAAGUGGUGGUGCCAGCAGUUCUAGUUUGUGUAGUAAUCGUGCAAGCAGCAGCCGCAGUGGUGGAGGUGGUCAUGGCAGCAGCAGAGGAUUUAGUGGAGGUGUCUAUGGAGGCUUCUACAGUAGUGAUGAAUAUGGAGGAAAUUAUAACUCUCAGGGAGUUGACUGGUGGGGCAACUAA